CAGACUGCGACGUACUGUACGUCUCAGUCAUUCACACUUCACUCGUGAUUGUAAUCAAUGUUUUGGUGUUUUGUUUCGUCCAAAACAUUGGCUGAGAAAGAGAUGUGAGAAGUGUUGCGGACGACAGUUAAGUAUCGGUUGUUGUGGCGGACGAUGACCUCAAGCACGUGGACUCAAACCAUCGAAAUCGGUACCAAACGGCUGUCAAAGAGUCAGAAACGCUUUCAAACCAUGAAUUUGAAUAAAUGUGUUAAAAAUCACUUCAAUUCAAGCAAUGGUAACACCAAUGGAAUAUUCAAAGUGAACGUCAAUAUAGAAGACGAGUCAUUGAUAAACAAAAAACUACCAAAAGAGCUGUUAUUGCGGAUCUUCUCCUACUUGGAUGUGGUCUCUCUGUGCCGUUGCGCUCAAGUCUCAAAGAGUUGGAAUGUGUUGGCAUUGGACGGAAGCAAUUGGCAAAGAGUCGAUUUGUUUGACUUCCAGACCGACAUCGAGGGACCGGUGGUGGAGAAUAUAUCGCGCCGUUGCGGCGGUUUUCUCAAACGGCUGAGUCUUAGGGGCUGUAAGAGUGUGACUGACGGCGCUCUGCGAACCUUUGCUCAAAACUGCAAUAACAUCGAAGAACUCAAUCUCAAUGACUGCAAAAAACUAACCGAUAUAACGUGUCAGAAUCUGAGCGUCCAGUGCUCUAAGUUAUUGCACUUAAAUCUUGGCUCUUGUAGUGAAAUCACUGACCUCUCACUCAAAGCUCUCGGUGAGGGGUGCAUCGGUUUAGAGCACAUCAACCUCUCGUGGUGUGAACAGGUGACCAAAUAUGGCAUCCAACAGAUGGCCGGCGGCUGUACCAGAAUUAGUGCCUUUAUUAGUAAAAUGUGUCCUCUGGUGAACGACGAGGCAGUGAUAGCAUUGGCCAACAAUUGUCAUAACUUACGAUUGCUUAACCUUCACGGCUGUUCCGCCAUCAGUGAUGACAGCAUUCAGAGGAUCGCACAAAACUGUCCAAAUAUGCAUUACUUAUGUGUUUCCAACUGUUCUAACCUAACGGAUGCCUCAUUGAUAGCGUUAGGACAGGGAUGUCAUGCACUUAAGAUUCUGGAAGUGUCCGGUUGUAAUCAGUUCACAGACACUGGCUUUCAGUCUUUGACCCGAAAUUGUCACUCAAUCGAAAAGUUAGAUCUCGAAGAAUGUGUUCUCAUCACUGAUUCGACUCUAUCUUACUUAUCGGUCGGCUGUCCUCUACUCGAGAAAUUGAGCCUCUCUCACUGCGAACUCAUCACUGAUGAGGGGAUCAGGCAUUUAGGCACCAGUGCCUGCUCUUCACAGCACUUAUCUGUAUUGGAAUUGGAUAACUGCCCCUUAAUUACAGACACAUCACUCGAUCAUCUGAUUACUUGUCAUAGUCUGCAACGAAUUGAGUUAUACGACUGUCAACUCAUCACCAGAGCUGGCAUUAGAAGACUAAGAAACCACUUGCCUGACCUCAAAGUCCACGCCUACUUCGCACCGGUCACUCCACCUCCGUCUGUGACCCCCCGGCCGCGAUACUGUCGGUGUUGUGUUAUUUUAUGA
Molecule: messenger RNA, 1569 nt
Organism: Medioppia subpectinata
Lineage: Eukaryota; Metazoa; Arthropoda; Arachnida; Sarcoptiformes; Oppiidae
Source: the annotation of a GenBank genome assembly